CCAGCGGCAGAACCUGAGCCAGGAGAACCCCAGCCAGAAGAACCCCAGCCAGGAGAACCACAGCCAGGAGAACCCCAGCCAGGAGAACCCCAGCCAGGAGAACCGGAGCGGUUCCCAGAGGAGCAGGAGUCAUGGCCCAGAGUGAGGGGGGGAAGCCCCAGACGAGGGGCCGGGUGAGGCAGCUCAGGGAGGGGCUGCAGAGCCGCUCCCUCCAGGCCAGGAAGAGGGUGGAGAGCGUGAACAGGGACGACGUGACCGGCUUCCUCAAACGCAACGCCUUCGUCAUCUUCACCGUGGCAGCCGUGAUCAUCGGUAUUCUGCUGGGCUUCGCUCUGCGGCCGUAUGGGAUGUCGUACCGGGAGGUGAAGUACUUCUCCUUCCCCGGAGAACUGCUGAUGAGGAUGCUGCAGAUGCUGGUGCUGCCCCUGCUGGUCUCCAGCCUCAUUACAGGCAUGGCAGCGCUGGACAGCCGUGCGUCAGGUAAGAUGGGUCUGAGGGCUGUGGUGUACUACACCACCACCACGGUCAUCGCCGUGUUCAUCGGUAUCAUCAUGGUGCUGGUCAUCCACCCCGGCAAGGGCUCCAAGGACGAGUUCACCAAGCAGCAGAAGAUCGAGCAAGUCAGGCCCGCCGACGCCUUCAUGGACCUCAUCAGAAACAUGUUUCCUCCUAACCUGGUGCAAGCGUGCACACAGCAGUUCAAGACCCAGUACGGGAAGAGGAUCAUCUACAUGAAGCUGACGGUAAACGACACCCUGUUCACGGUGAACGGCAGCGAUCAGAUGGCCCUGGAGGAGAUGGUGCCCAUACCGGGAGCCGUGAACGGGGUGAACGCCCUGGGCCUGGUGGUGUUCUCCAUGUGCUUCGGUCUCAUCAUCGGGAGCAUGAAGGAGCAGGGCCAGCCGCUCAAAGACUUCUUUGACUGCCUCAACGAAGCCAUCAUGAGGCUGGUCGCCAUCAUCAUGUGGUACGCACCUAUCGGCAUCCUGUUCCUGAUCUCCGGGAAGAUCGUGGAGAUGGACGACAUCACCCAGAUGGGCGGGCAGCUGGCCAUGUACACGGUGACGGUCAUCGUUGGCCUUCUGAUCCACGCCCUCGUGGUCCUGCCCAGUCUCUACUUCCUGGUGGUGAGGAAGAACCCCUUCGUGUUCAUCUCCGGCCUGCUACAGGCCCUCGUCACUGCCCUGGGGACCUCCUCCAGCUCUGCCACGCUGCCCAUCACGUUCAAAUGCCUGGAGGAGAACAACAAGGUGGACAAGCGAGUGACCCGCUUCGUGCUGCCCGUGGGCGCCACCAUCAACAUGGACGGCACGGCCCUGUACGAGGCCCUGGCGGCCAUCUUUAUCGCCCAGGUCAACAACAUGGACCUCAACUUCGGCCAGAUCCUCACCAUUAGUAUAACGGCUACCGCCGCCAGCAUCGGAGCAGCCGGAAUCCCCCAGGCGGGCCUCGUCACCAUGGUGAUAGUUCUAACCUCUGUGGGUCUGCCCACCGAUGACAUCACCCUGAUCAUCGCCGUCGAUUGGUUCUUGGACCGAUUACGUACCAUGACCAACGUUCUCGGGGACUCCAUCGGCGCGGGGAUCGUGGAGCACCUGUCUCGGAACGAGCUCAAGGACCCGGAGGCGGGAAACUCUGUGGUGGAGGAGGCCAACAAGAAACCGUACCAGCUCAUCAACCAGGAGAACGAUUACGAGAACCAGAAACCAGACAACAGCGAGACCAACAUGUAGAACCGCGCUGGUCACGCUCGGCAGGCGAGACGCACGCAUCGCGGUUCUUUCCCUUCUCCCCCCUGGUAUCAAGUGUCGCUAAUUUGGGUGGAGAAGAAUGCCAGGUUAAAUGCCAGACCAACUUCUUCGUAGUUUAAUAAGAAAUUAUGCAAAUCAAACAAUGAACACAGCACACCAAGGUGUCUCAGUCCAGAUCAGUGAUACCAGUCGAUGUUACCAGUCUCGCUUCACAGAGCAGAGAAAACCAAGGCCCUCGUGAGAACAGUCUCUACAGAAGUCAGACAGAGUUCUGCCCAGUCCAGUCCUGCUGACAUGUGCAGGGCACACAGGUCUUGUACCCCCCUGAGAGGGAGGUGUUUGUUAGGUCAGUGGUCAGAAGACAGUGGGGAGGGGAUGUGCUCAUCCUAUGAGGUCUGUGGGCAGUUUGUGGGCAGUCCAAAAGUCUGAUGAUGUCCA
This is a messenger RNA of Osmerus eperlanus (European smelt), 2189 nucleotides long. RefSeq names its product solute carrier family 1 member 3a (gene slc1a3a). The record is from RefSeq and is a predicted model, not a curated record. Gene Ontology annotation, biological process: L-aspartate import across plasma membrane; D-aspartate import across plasma membrane; L-glutamate import across plasma membrane. Gene Ontology annotation, cellular component: plasma membrane. NCBI's taxonomy places the organism in Eukaryota, Metazoa, Chordata, Actinopteri, Osmeriformes, Osmeridae. Bases 132 to 1733 code for a protein of 533 amino acids. Gene Ontology annotation, molecular function: glutamate:sodium symporter activity; L-glutamate transmembrane transporter activity; neutral L-amino acid transmembrane transporter activity. The transcript is spliced from 9 exons.